AUGACAUUGUUUAAAAGCAUUGUUGUUAUUGCUCCUGUAGCUGAGGCAACUUGUCCAUUAUCUGAGCCUCAUCAUCCAACUACAAGAUCACCAAACUGCAGGGUCUCAUCUCCUUCAUGUUGUGUUUCUCAAACACUGCGUGAGAUAACAAACUGGAAAGGAAAACCCAGAAAACAUAAGCUAAGCAAAGACUAUAUUGGCGUCCCCAGUAACUUCAAACAUCUCUGUCACAUUGGAUGGAGUCCCCGAACUGGUUUUGCUACCAGCUUAGAUCCUGAACUAAAGAUGAUCUUUGCUAAGGCUGGCAUAACGCAGGACCACCUUAAGGACAGGAGAACAUCAAAGAAGAUUUUGGAAGUAAUUGAGAAAUGUGGGGGUAUAGAAGCAGUAUUGAAAGAGGCAAAGGCGAAAGGCUUAUUGGAAAAAACCCUUGACCAUCCUCUGCUUUAUCCUGCAAUGCCCACGGAGCUGGGUUCAACUUGCAGCCCAAACAAUAAACAAGACUCCCAUAGUCUAGGAGUGAAGGAUGGCUUUAAGGAUCUACCGGUACUAGCAGCACCUUCCUCCAUAUCAAAAUCAGAUGAAUCGUCUCAUAAUGCUGAUCUCCCUGCAGUUGUCAUUUCUCCGGCACCUUGCACGUCUCCUUCCGAAAGGGCAUCUCAACACAAUUUGAUCCAAAAUUUGAAGGACGUGCAGCUGAAAAGGUCAAAGAGUGACAACCAACUAACUCCUUUCUCCCGUGACAUUCUAAUGAGUCGGAUCAGAAAAGGGGCCCAACUGAAACCAGUGGCUCAGAAUCCAAUGCCUCCCAUUGAUGACGACAUAGUUGCUGCUCUUAAGGAUGUUGUUCAGAAGAGACACAAGGCAAUAAACCUUUCAGAUACUGAAGAAUCUGACUUGGAGAAUUGCGAUGAAUGGAAUGAUUAA
Molecule: messenger RNA, 927 nt
Organism: Zootoca vivipara (common lizard)
Lineage: Eukaryota; Metazoa; Chordata; Lepidosauria; Squamata; Lacertidae
Source: RefSeq, a predicted model, not a curated record